ACGAAGCGAAACUAUGCCAAUAAGGUGAUCCUGUAUACGAAAACCAAAACCCAAAACCUAAAAACCACUCCAAAAACAGGAUGAUGCUCGGUGAGCGGCAUCGUGUUACAGUCCCGCCGUGGGCCAGAGAUUCAAACCCAGACGAUAAUGCUGCUGGCGCCUCUGAUUACAACCCGUACUAUCUGGAAGAAGCGUUAGGAGCGUUACAACGUUAUCUACCGUCAAACGAACCGGAGAUAGAUUCAGACUCGGAGAUUCCGGGUCUGGAGCAAGAUUCAGCAGUCGACGCGUUCUCUUGUGAUCAUUUCCGGAUGUAUGAAUUUAAGGUUCGGAGAUGUGCACGUGGGCGGUCACAUGACUGGACUGAGUGUCCUUAUGCACAUCCAGGUGAGAAAGCAAGGAGAAGAGACCCGAGAAAGUAUCAUUAUUCGGGUACUGCAUGUCCUGAUUUUCGCAAAGGGAAUUGCAAGAAAGGUGAUGCUUGUGAGUUUGCACAUGGUGUUUUUGAGUGCUGGCUGCAUCCAGCAAGGUAUCGGACUCAACCGUGUAAAGAUGGGCCUAACUGUAGGAGAAGAGUCUGUUUUUUCGCUCAUACUGCUGAUCAACUUAGGGUUUUGCCUCAGCAGAGUCCCAGAAGCGUUGAUUCUUAUGAUGGAUCGCCGUUAAGGCAGGCCAUGGAGGCGGCUGCUUGUGUUAAAGUUCUUCCUUUUUUAUCUAGUCCUAGCUCUAUUUCCCCCCCUCCUACUCCUCCCGCGGCUGAUUCACCGCCUAUGUCGCCGAUGUUGAGUCGGUCUGUUGGGUCAAACUCUAUCAAUGAAAUGGUCGCUUCCCUAAGGAACUUGCAGCUAGGCAAGAUGAGAUCUUUACCCUCUUCUUGGAAUGUCCAAGUUGGUGGAUCCGGUUUCGGGUCACCUAGAUCCGGGUCUGUUCUUCGACCCGGUUUUUGUAGUCUUCCAACAACUCCCACUUCUGCUCCGACCCGUUCUGGUUUGGGGUAUAGGGAUAUGUGGGAUGAUGUUAUUGAGGAGCCAGCAAUGGAGAGGGUCGAGUCAGGCAGGGGCUUGCGUGCAAAGAUGUUUGAGAAAUUGAGCAAAGAGAAUUCGUUGGGUCGGGUUGAGCCGGAUCCUGCCCAAUCGGGAAGUGCUCCGGAUGUCGGAUGGGUUUCGGAGCUAGUGAUGUGAACUUGAAGUGCAGUGUUUCUUUUUUUUUUUUUUGCCGGGUUGCUCCUUCUCUCAUAUUGUAAAUAGUGUUUUAAAGACUGGAGUUAAGGAAGAUGGAAGAUUCGGUAUUAUAAUGGAGGGAAGAAAUUGAAGAUUCUGGUGAAUGUACAAAUUUUUGUUUUGGGAAGGGAAAAAAUGUUAAAAGUAGCAGUGUUUAAAUUGUGGGGUGAAGAGUUGAAAGAAUCUCUUUUUUGGGGAAUUUUCUGAUCGGAGUACGAGAAUUCCGAAGGCGAUUAAUCAAGAAAUUGGCGAAAGCUUUUUGUAUAGGGAAGAAGAAAGAUGGAUGGAUUCUGGAUUAAUCCCUUUUUUCUCCUAAAAAAAAAAAAUUAAUGUGUGGUUGAUUUAUGCUUUUUAUGAAGUCAUUAAAUUAUGAUUAUCCAACUUAUUGUAAAAAGAUUUCAAUAGCCAUGUAAUGCUCUCUUCAGCUUAUGCGCUGAUGUAAAUGAAUCCAUUGUAUAUGUUAUUCUA
Messenger RNA from Ricinus communis (castor bean), 1688 nucleotides. RefSeq names its product zinc finger CCCH domain-containing protein 20. The transcript has a single exon. The record is from RefSeq and is a predicted model, not a curated record. Gene Ontology annotation, molecular function: metal ion binding. NCBI's taxonomy places the organism in Eukaryota, Viridiplantae, Streptophyta, Magnoliopsida, Malpighiales, Euphorbiaceae. The coding region runs from base 81 to 1181 and encodes 366 amino acids.